UGCAUAUGAUGACCUUGAUUUAUGGAUGAUACAGAUUCUGCAUAUGAUGACCUUGAUUUAUGGAUGAGUGACCAUCAACUGGUAGGUUGUAUUUUCGGCUGCUAGGUGAUUCACACUUGCACGUGACAUGAUAAAGUCCUCUCUUUUAUGAAAUAGAAUGUUAUGAUUUCAUUUCGAUUUGCAUGAGCCUUAUUGAUAAAAGUUCAACCUGGGAGGCUGCUUGUACUUUUGCUCUUCUUCACAAAUUGUAACCUGGCAGGCAAGAUAUAGAUGUAUUUAAUGCUUUCUUAACCAUUUUUAUCAGGAUAAUCUAUAUUUUAUUGACCCUGUGAAUUACUUAAUUACCUACUACUUCAGAAUCAUAACACCAGUAUCUCCACUCUCUUGUUGGGUACAUGUACAUAUUUUAAAUCCUCUCAUCUCACACUAUCAUACAGUAACUCUAUCACAACAGAGCUCUGGAACUGCGAGUGAUUCCAUCCAGGAGGUGUAAGUCAUUGGGCUGGCAUUUAUGAAGCGGUUACUCAUUUUAGGGUGUGAAUUCUCCCUGUACACUGCACACAUCAGAGGUACUGAUCUAAGUACCGUUUAUCUAAGUACCGUUUAUCUAAGUACCGUUUAUAUAAGUACCGUUUCUCUGACCUUUUUCGCCAGUCCCAUAUUCCUUAUCAUGUGUGCUACAGUACCUCAAUCUUUUUUCCUGACCCUGAAUUUGAGCUCCAGGUGUUGCCCAAACUCCUCCUAAAGCUGUUUGUUUCCCCCAGUGUGAUUUUCUUUUUGAUCCCUUGUUCACCCCUUCACAAUGUAGUAGACUUUUCUGGCAUGUCAACUUGCCUGGUGACAAGUAUCUUUUGAUAUUUUGGUUACAAUUCUAUUUAACACUGUUGAUAAUUGACCUAAUAAACACUGUACUUUUAAGACCAGUGGUUAGGUAAGGUCGUUGAACACAGAUGGGUUUUUUUUUUAUCUAUCUUUUUAUGUUCACUGCCAAAAGUGUGAGACAGACACGGAAUUAUCUACCCUGCAUUGGCACCUAUAUGCAGUAUGUCUGGUGCUCUUAUAAGCUUAUCCAAGACAGAUCUUAUCAUCUGAUCCAAACUUCAUUUACACCUUCAUUACAAUAAAAUCGGGUCAUUUAAUUGUCAAUAACCUAUUCCUUGCAGAAUUAAUAUUCAUAUCAAGUCUGUCAACUGAAUUACGAAAUUAGAGUCUUAUAUUCGGUAUAAAAACACGUGGAGUGAAUAAAAACUUGGCAGAGGCUCCUUGGCACCUAUGUUGCAUAUAAAGUGUAAAUUGUAAGAUUUUAACAUGCAUCAGUUACGUAGGACGAAGGGAUUGACGUAAUGCAUAGAGAGAGCUCUUGUAACUCCUCAUUGAUAUAUGCAGAAAAACAGAUUGUUUACAAGAGGAAAAAACUUCACCUGAAGGAAGUUUAUGUUUUCAAAAUUAAGUACAUCAAUUUUUAGUUCCUAGGAAGAUGGUCUAGUGCAAUUAAAAAAAAAAAAAUGUUAAAAAAAAAAAAAUGUACACAUAAGGAGGAGAAGUUUUAUAAGGUCUUCUACAGGUAUCAUGAAAUUGGGAGCAAUAUCUGAAGUAAUACAUGUAUUGAAUAAUCUGAAUGUUAUAUGACCCUAUAUUUAAGACUAGGAUUUUAUAUAAACAAAAGUCAAGAGCUACUAUUGGAAGUAAACAAAUCGGCUCAAACUUGGAAAUGUGACAGGAAAGUUGUAAUCAUUUCAAGACAGCACUAAUGCUUUAACCCCCCCUACAAGACUUAACAAAGAUUUGCUUUGGUUGCUAAAUCAUGUACAUGUAAGAUAUAAUCUAAACAAAGCAAAUGGAUUGAUCACAUUUAAUGGUGCCCAAUACUUUUUAUAGAGAGUGAGGAGUUCUAUACCCCCAGGGAGCUUUAGUCUCAACUUAUGAUUUUUCAGUCUUUAAAUUCAAAGAGAUUUUCUGGUUUUCAUAUUUGUGUGCAAAUUCCCGUACAUAUCUAUUACCUGUUGACUCUACCCCCUGAAGUGUGUGCUGUAUGGUAUUGAACACACUCUCAUUACCUGAGAAACUGACAGGUGCAAAUCUAUAUUACAAUCAACAAAUUGUGAUCACAGGUGUGAAAUUAUAAGAUUGUAUGAGAAUAAGAAUAUGCAGAUGCAUGUAAUGGUCUGUUUCUUUUUGUUUUCUGUAUGUUAUGAACAUGAUUGCCGUGUGCAUGGCAGUAAGCUCUUUGGUUUGUGCCUGCUUCAUGGAGGCGGAGUCUAUGUAAGGUCAGCCAAUCACAGCUUACAACUUAAAUAACAAGUUUACUAUCAUAGAAUCCAGACUAUGAGAGUUGCUUGGCUGUGUACACAUACUGAUUUUUGACUGUUACAUGUGGAACUGUUUUCUUUGAGAAAAGUUAUUGUUUUUGUUUAUUUACAAUUAGUGAAAGUUGAAUUGAAGAAGCAUUGGAGAAAUAAACCACCUGUGAUUGAUUUAUGAUUUUUUGAAAGAUUGCUAUAUUACAUACACGGGAUUUCUACUGACAGAACACAGUGCUGUUUAGACCUGACAGUGGACUGUAGGUGUUGUGUUGAGGGAUUGUGCUGAUAUUUUUCACUGAGGUGUUGGGCACAACUGUGAAUCACUGUUCACUUGCCCAGCAGGGAUUCCAAUUCCAAGGGUGUCAGAACAUCAGUUCAAGUAAUUAGUGGAGUAAUUAAGACAAACAAAAGAUCAAAGGAUUUAGAAGUGAUUUCCAGGGAUACCUGUAGGGGUCUUGUUGGACAACUUCAGGUAACAUUGAACUGUAGCCAGAAAAGAAACUUUGUAUUUUACAGAAUGGAAAGAAAUAAAUUGUGUGUGAUGAAGAUUCUUAGUCUCCUGUCAACUCUACUUUUGGUGAAGAAAAGUCACAGCUGGCAGACAGACAUACAUGCAAACCUUCAUUUGGAAUUGUCAGAUCUGCAAGGAGUCCAAGUUUAUGAGGGUGAGAGUGGUAAUUCUCCCCACUACAAGCUAGUUCAUGUCGAGAAGGACUCCAUGUUACUCGGAGCGAGAAACAAGAUGUAUAACAUCAGUAUGUCGACUUUGGAAGAAAACGUUUUAGAGAGAAUCGAAUGGGAACCUAGAGACUUUGACAAGAAAGUGUGUCAGACCAAAAUGAAAACAGAGGAAGAAUGUCAAAACCAUAUUAGGGUCAUUGGCAAAAAACCAUCAGGGGAAUUGUACGUGUGUGGUACCAACGCAUUCAAGCCCAAAUGUCGCACCUAUAUCAAGUCUGAGGAGAUGACCUAUGUUAUGAAAACAGAAGAAAAGGGGGUCGGAAGAUGUGCAUUUGAUCCAACCCAUAACAGUUCCUAUGUAUUUUCAGAUGGCAAGCUGUUUUCCGCUACUGUGUCCGAUUUUUCUGAGCGUGACCCUUUGAUAUUCAGUACCAAGUAUGGUUCCUCUGGUCUCAGGACUGAACAACAUGAUUCGAAAUGGCUGAAUGAUCCAAACUUUGUUGGUUCCUUUGACAUUAAAGAUAAAAUCUACUUCUUCUUUCGCGAGACUGCAGUGGAACACAUCAACUGUGGAAAGACAGUGUUUUCGAGAGUAGCCAGAAUAUGUAAAAACGACAGAGGUGGUCAAAUUAUGAUGAAAAGCAUAUGGACCUCAUUCUUUAAGGCCAGAUUGAAUUGCAGUAUACCUGGGGAUUAUCCUUACUACCUGGAUGAAAUUCAAUCUACGUCAGAAAUGGGUCAAGGAAACUACAUGUCGACAGACAGAAGUGAUAACAGGACAGAUAUGCUAUAUGCUGUAUUUCGUACCCCUGAAAAUAGCAUACAGGGCUCUGCAGUGUGUGCCUUCAAAUUAUCUGAUAUCGAAAAAACAUUUAUGGGAAAGUUCAAAGGACAAGAGUCAACAUAUCAUAAUUGGCUCCCCGUGUCGCAUCCCAAUCCCGACAGGACCCAACAUCCCAGCACCUGUGUCAACGACUCCUACCAAAUCUCGGAGCCAAUGCUGAAUUUUAUCAAAUCACAUACCCUUAUGGAUGGGGCUGUACCCAGUGCUGGCGGGAGCCCUAUCAUUGUUCUACCUACUUUUAAAGGCAGAAUGACCCAGAUCGCAGUUGACUGGCAGGUUCAUGCUGGCGACGGCAGAUAUUAUGAUGUCAUUUUCGUUGGAACUGAUGAUGGUCGAGUCCUCAAGGUCAUCAACAAAGGUCGAGGGUCAAAUGUUGAGACUGUAGUGAUUGAGAACCUCCAGGUGUUCCCAGAAGAGUAUGUGGUCACUGGACUAAAGAUUUACAGGGCAAAUGGAAAAGAGAAACUGAUUGUUGUUUCUAAGGAGAAAGUCAUCUCAGUUCCUCUGCAUCAGUGUGAGCAUCAGGACUCUUGCAGGUCAUGUGUCAGACUCCAAGAUCCCUACUGUUCAUGGGUGGAUGACAAAUGUGCGGCUAGUGAUCGAGGGUUACAAAGCAUUUUAACUGGUAAACAUGCUGGCUGUGGACCUGAAGAAGUGAAGAAAGCAACAGCUCAGGAAGUCAGGAGUUCCUCAGAAUCCUCGUUAUCUGUUGCAGAAACUGCCAUCGCUAUCGUAGUUUCCAUCGUUCUGUCCUCUAUAUUGUCUUUCCUGGCCGGAUACUGGGUCAGGUCCUGUCGAAGUGAACCACAGGAGAACCAGCUCACAAAUGAAGAAAUAUAUGGUUCCUUACAGAAAAAUCAUAACAAACUAAAAGACAAUGAGCCACGCUAUGUGAAUCAUGCUCAACUCGAGCGGAACAAUUCUCAGAAGCAACUCAAUCUCAUAGUGACAAAUAUUCAAAAGGGCUCGAAUUUACCAAAUGGGAGUGCAUUACAAAAGCCAGUUUUGAACAUUCCUGUGCCUGAUAAAACCUAUGUAUAGUUAGAGAAUGGUCAAUAGAAUUGUGUUUUCAUUGUUGCACACAUAGUGGCUGUGAUAAUGUGAUGACCAAAGCCAACCCAAGGCAGAACUCCCUGCCCCAGACCAAAAUGAGGCUUGGCCUAUUUCAUGGUCUUCAUAAAGAAUGAAAGACUUGAAAGCCACUAGCAGAAUUAGCUAGCAGAUGGCUUGCAAAGACAUUCCAUGAACUGUAGGAAACCCUACUUAAUUUAUACUGCCAAAUAUGUAAAAACAUUUUGUGAUAGUGCUACAGUGUAUACAGUGUAUAUAUUUUGUAAAUUGCGUUUAUUAUAACUGAAGAAAAAAUAAUUCAGUAUAAAUGUAGUAACUAUUUGGCAAUAUUAUUUAUUGUCAAAUUUAGAUGACAGAUUUCACUGGUGCUUGAUACUUACUGUAAGGGCAACAUUUAUGGUACCUAGAACAAAAAAAGGAGUGUUCACUUGGCAUUCACAUUUUACCUGUGUGUGUGAUCACAGGCUGGAACGUUUGCAUUCAUUUUUGCCCAGACAGAGGUCCAAAAUCAGGGCUGGAUUCUUGAGGAAGGACCGGAAAAAGAAUUUGAAAUAGGGCUUUUUUGGUGGUCAGUUUUUGAUGUGACCUGGCGUGCUCUUAAUAUUGUAAUGAUGUUUUAAGAACAACGAAUCAAAAAAUGAUGAUAGAUUUCUGUGUUCAGACUAAUUAACAGGAAGGUACUCAGUGCUUAUUGAAUGACACCGAACCAGCCACUGAAGGGUUGAACUUUUUUAUGUAAAUUGUAAUCAUGAUGAUCUCAUUUUUAUAGGCCAGUGUAAUCUAGUGGUGACCUGCAGCAGGGGGGAUAUGUGUGUUUGAAAAAGAAAACUUUACUCUUAAUACAGGUUAAACUGUUAAAAUUAAGCAACAGCAUUUGAUUUCUAUGUAUAAAUUCCAUCCUCAUUUGUAUUGUUCCAUUUGACUUUCGAUUUAAAAGAUACGGGAAUUUUUUUAAAUGAAUGGUCAACCACUGGAGUUUAGCACUGCCCUACAUAAUACUUUUAUUAGUUAAGAAAUCAGUAUUCCUAUGUUAUGUACAUCAAUGUGUAUACGUGUCACAAUGUAUGUGUCACAAUGCAUUUACCCUCACCCCCACAUCGUGUGACUUUCAGCUUGUCAAUCUGUAACGGUCAAAUGUUAAACACAUUUUUCGAUAACUAUUAUUUUAUGUUUUUAUCACUGUUGUAUUGAAUUAUUAUUCUACACAUAUAAUUCAUUAUGUUAAAUUUAUUAUUUUUAUAUGAUAGAAAACUUUUAUUAUAUUAUAUAAUAAGUUGGAAGUUUUAUUGUACAAAUAGAAUUAAUUUUUUAUUUUCAAAAAUGUUUUUAUAACAGAGGUUAUAUUCAUUCAGAUUGCAAGAAUUCUGAAUUAGCCAAAAACAUUUAACAAAACAGAUAUAACAGAAUCAGAUUAGAAAAUGAAAGUUAAUACUUGGGCUUUAAUAACAAAGAUAUACACACUGAAAGGCUUUAUCUUCUGGUCAGUUGGAGAAAGGUUGUAUCCACAAGUAGUUUUAGUUGAUAAAGGUGCAUCUCUGCUUUCAGUGAGUGCAGUCCCCACUUAUAUAUAUAUAUAUGUACAAGUACACGUUAGAGAGCUUAUAUUUUUGGAAUAUUUUACAUAGUAUUACUUAAUGUAAUCUCCUUCAGAGGUACAAUCUUUUUCAACUGAUCACAAGAGAAUUAUGUAUAGGCUUUAUUGUAACAGAUCAAAGCUGUUUGAUAUGUGCAGUAUGUUUGUAAAUAUUGAUUACUCCACACAGACUAAUUAAGAUUUUUGUUAUCUUACCACUGCUGUGUGAAAUGAAAUGAAAUAUAUCAAAGUUAUGCUCAUAUACAUAUGUAUAUAAAUACAUUUUUAAAACAUGAAAAAAAAGAUUAUAUAAAAAUAAAAUAAUGUGAAUGAAA
This is a messenger RNA of Ostrea edulis (European flat oyster), 6807 nucleotides long. Its product is annotated as semaphorin-1A-like. The record is from RefSeq and is a predicted model, not a curated record. Gene Ontology annotation, biological process: negative regulation of axon extension involved in axon guidance; neural crest cell migration; semaphorin-plexin signaling pathway. Gene Ontology annotation, molecular function: semaphorin receptor binding; chemorepellent activity. NCBI's taxonomy places the organism in Eukaryota, Metazoa, Mollusca, Bivalvia, Ostreida, Ostreidae. The transcript is spliced from 15 exons. The coding region runs from base 2821 to 4869 and encodes 682 amino acids.